AAAGAAAUUGUCUGAGUUUGCGCACUGAAGGACGAGGUGUGUGUUGUGUUUGAAACACACGACGGUAUGAUACACACAUGAAUGCAACAGUUACGAACACGUGUCAAAUGUAACCGAGGCAUCGAGGAUUCCCGUCGCGCGCGUAAAGACCUGUGAUCGACGGCGGGCGCGUGCCUGGCGUUGCUUGCCUGCGCCGCGGGGGUCCGUCGCGUGCCUCCGCGUCAGACCGACCUCCCGGAACGGGAACGGGCGCGGACGCUCGCGCCGCAGGUCCGCCUCGAAGAUGGAGGAAGAGGACCGGGAUUGCGCUCCAUCGCGGCGCCCCAGCGCGCUCACGCGGAAGGACAGACACGCGGAGGACGGAGGGCGGUGGCGGCGCCUCGGAGGGUCUCCAUUCCCCCUCCUCCCAGUAAGGGAGGAUCGCGCGCAUUUCACGCGGUGGACACGGACUUUGCGCUCGCUGCGUGACUCGAACCCCGAAGCCAGAGCAGAGACACAGUGUCCCUCACGCGUUUUUCACCCUUUUCUGGAGCAUUUUUUUUCUGCAGCGCGGUGGUUCCAGGAGAGCGCCACGAGGCCCAGUCCGCUGACUAUGGAAACGGAAGCAACACAUGGCUACCUUGCCAGCAACGGCGAUUGUUCUCCCAGAAAGGAAAAUCCAAGGACGGGGGCGGACAUGUCGCCCGACACACCCAACGGACAGCACCCACACGUCCCCAGCUCUCCCACCUCACGCAGCAUCAAGCAGGAGGAAGGUGCAGAAGACCAGACAGAGAAGAAGACACCAGAGCUGGAGGAGACGGGUCAAAGCGGCGAGGAAGGGUCCGGAUUGGAAGAGCCGAUGAUUGACAGCCCCAAUAACCUACCGGAUGGAGGCCCGGUGGCAGAUGGCCCGAGCGACACGGGGAUCCGAUUGUCCAACGGCGAGAGGCCCUUCCAGUGCAGUCAGUGCGGAGUGUCCUUCACGCAGAAGGGCAACCUGCUGCGCCACAUCAAGCUCCACACGGGCGAGAAGCCUUUCAAGUGUCCCUUCUGCAGCUACGCCUGCCGGCGCCGGGAUGCGCUCACGGGCCACCUGCGCACACACUCCGUGGGUAAACCACAUAAGUGCAAUUACUGUGGGCGGAGCUACAAGCAGCGCGCCUCAUUGGAGGAGCACAAGGAGCGUUGCCAUAACUACCUGCAGAGCAUCGGAAUGGACCCCGCCUCCAACAUGGGAGCCCACCAAGAGGCUCUUUCGGCAACCCCAGCUGACAUUAAAAAUGAGUCAAAGCCUGGGCUGGACUCCCAUGUCGUAGCACCAUUCGACAGGCCACCGGUGAUCGAGAGACUGCAGGGCAACGUGGCCAAGAGGAAGAGCACCAUGCCACAGAAGUUUGUGGGGGAGAAGGUUCCUCGCUACAUCUACCCAGACAUGGGCUACAACAUGGGCCUCAAGUAUGAGAAGGAGGCGGAGCUAAUGCAGGCACACAUGAUGGACCAGGCCAUCAGCAAUGCCAUCUCCUACCUGGGAGCCGACUCGCUGCGGCCCCUCGUCCACCACCCACAGCUGCCCAUGGCCGAAGGGGUGCCCAUGGUUACCCCGCUCUUCGCCCAAGUCUACCCUGUGGGGCACCGGGUAGACCGACCCAGCAGCCGGGAGGCCCCACCCCCACUGCCGACUGCUCCUGCAGACUUCUCGGUUACAGCCAACGGGCCCCUCUGUCUUGCACGCCGCAGGGCCCCCCAGGGGACAUUGGAGGAAUCGCCCAGCAACAGCCUCCUAGACUCGGCAGACUCCGAGCGCAGCAGCCCACAGGAGAGAUUAGGCCGUGACGCCCAAAAUCACGGUCCCAGCAUCAAGUCCAGUCUUUCGUGCCUCAAGGAAGAAGGACGGGAGGCAGAGCAUGGCGGCCCAGAGAAAGCUGAAGUACCACGUGCCUAUGAGCGAUCCGCAACAAGGGAUGCCUUCCGUGUUUUUAGCUGCGACGGGCAGGAGGUGCGGGCCUUCCGGUGCGAGCACUGCCGAGUGCUCUUCCUGGACCACGUCAUGUACACCAUCCACAUGGGCUGCCACGGCUACCGAGACCCCUUGGAGUGCAACAUCUGUGGAGUCCGCUGCCAGGACCGCUAUGAGUUCUCCUCGCACAUCAUCCGUGGGGAACACACCUUCCACUAGGGGUUGCCCCACCCUGGUGGAGACUGCCUUAGCUCACCCUGGUACCAAGAAGCCUGUAUCAUAAAUACCAAAUACGCAAACAUUCGGGUCCAGAUGAACAACGUUCUACCUUCAACGUGUAGCACUCUUAAGAUUGUACGCUCCAGAUAAGGACGACAAGUGAAGGUUUCUGUGUAACAUUUUCCUUUGUUUGGCCCCCUCCAGCCUUUCUUAUCAGCACUGUCCACUCGCAUAUGAAGUCUGACUGUAGCAAAGCAGCUAUUUAUGUGUCCUCUGUGGAAGACACUGUGAACACCAUUCUUCCAGGCAGGCCUCACUCGAUGCAUUUAACCUUCAAGGUAUUUUUUUUCUUGUGUCACCUUCCAAGAUUUCGUUAUUUUUGCACAGUUCUACAGUUUUACAUUUUUACAGCUUUAUAAAUUGUUACACAGCAGUGGACUUUCAAACAAAAUCCUGAGUCAUAAUCAGAAGUAAUUAAUGCUCCUGUAAACCUGUUUAUUUUUGUUUUUAUGAAUUAUGGUCUUUUCCUUCACGGUUAAGCCCCUCAGUGCCUUGGAAGAAGUAUAAAACCAUUUCUUAUUUACACCAGCAAAGAGUUUUAAGCCUACAUUUGUUUACCUAUCUGUAUUUUUUCUAUAUGAAGACACACAUAAGCACAAGAGCUGCAAAAGAGAACUAUGGGAAACACCGACUACGAGGGCCGCAUUUAUGCACGGUCCGCACUUUCCAAUGUGCGUCUGAACAGUAAAUCAGUGCCAGGUCCCGCGGCGCAAAAUCACUGUCUAUCUUUACAUUGUACUGUUGCUGCUUCUCUCUGGGAGCAGGAGGUGACCUGGUUUUGUCGCCACAUGAAAGGCAGACGGGCAGCAAGACGAAAAAGUGAGAAGAAGCUUAGACAUUCCAAAACAGAUCCUCUGGCCAGACGGCCUCAUGCUUUUGUCUAUGACGUGUCCUGGCACUUCUUAGUUGAAAAAGGACUGCAAGCAGCUGCAGCCACUGUUGAGGUCAUCGCUCACUAACGGCACCUUUUUUUUUCCCAGGUUUGGGAACUGGACUUCUGUUUAAAGAUCAAUGCUGGCAGAAAGUCUGCUGUGAGUGCAGGAGAAGUGCUUAUAACACAAGAUGCAAACCUCUUUGAACAUUCAAACCUUAUUAUUGUAUGACUUUCAUGUGAAAAACCAAAGCAAAAUACUUCCAUGUCCUCCUGAGGCCCAACCUUUCCUUUUUGUCUACUGUAGAGGACAUGUUUUGUGCUGAAUCUCCCAAACUGCUUAUCAGAAUGUAAAGCACCUUGCAGAGGACAUUCUGUGCUUUAUAACAAUACCCCUUUAGGGGGUGGACCUUGCCACCUUUGUAGACAUCGUGGAAAUAAAGCUUUUUUUGCUGGGUCCCAGGAGGAUGUUGGGGUUUCAGUAAGAACAUGCAGAUCAUCAACAACACAAGAUGGAUCAAGGCAGCAUGUGGUGCAGUGGUUAGAGUUAUUACCGUAUUGUGAAAGGGGCCUGAGUUUGAAUCCCUACUGUAUCUUCAAUGUUCUUGCCCUGCACCGAUUCAGUAAAAAUGACCUUUCUGUAUAAAUGGGGAAAUCAGUGUAAGUAGCUUAGUGUACAAACCUAAUUGUUGCUUUAAACAAAGAUGUAUCCAGGAGAACAACUGUGAAGAAUUUACCUGUGAAGAAAUAUUGCGAAUUUUAACACAUUUAUUUUUGUUUGUUUCCUGAUAAAAAUUUCCCCGAAGAAGGCAGCGUACUGUGACAACAUAUCGAGUCCAGUCGUGCUCCCAGUGCCUUUGCGUUUGUCGCACUUGGAGAGCCCUAGCGAAGUUUGCUAAACCAUCCCGCCACGCCCAGCUCCUAGGGCCUCGGACUGCAAGUGGAGUACAUGAAGGAUUAAAAUGGCACCAUUCCAACAACAGAAGAACUGUUUGAGGACUCUGCCUCAUCGAUUCCUCUUGCAUCUUGGAGUUUUCUGCUCCAAAAACUUUUCGUACUCUAUAUAUAUAGCAAAUACGAUGUCUGUAUAUAUUGUUCGGUAAUAAGGAAGAUAAUGUACCUUGUUGUCUAUACCUUGUAAAACUGUUUACUCCCUAUAGGAAUGGUGGCCUUAUUUAUUAUUAUUUUUUUAUUUUUUUUUUUACUUUUGAAAUGGUGUGAAAUACAUUUACAGACAUGUAUGUUAUGUACAUAAGCUUAAUGGCAUAUCAUAAAAACGUGAUCUGUACUUACGGUCGGUUUCCUGAGCCUAGUGAUUGUUUUAUACUGUUUCAUUUUAUUUUUACCUUUUCUUCCGUCAUAUCCUUUCGUGUGUUUUUCUACUGAGCGAUAUGUUCUGAAUCCUUGCAAUCAUGAAGAGCGUUCAAGGAAAUGCUUCCUUGUACUUAAGAAGGAUCUUAGUUAGCAAAGAAUGGGUUUUCUGCAAGAACUUGUUGAAAAUAAAUACGCCCUAAUGAACAGUUGCACCCCAGAAGCAAUAUGCACUCUCGAGCUUUAUAUUUAUGCUAUUUAAACCAAGGAAAUAGCUAGCUGUCUUUUUUUAAAGUUGGUUUUGACAGUCAAGAUACACGAGUUGCCCCCCAGCAAGAAGCACACCGUUAUCUCUGUGUUGCAUGGCAGCUUUUAUAGAAAUUAAUGUUUUGUUGCAUUUUCCAUACGUUUUUCCAUGUAUUAUCAUGUUAUCCCAGUGAUAACACAGAGGGGCUCAAGAAAAAUGAAAGUAUGAAUAUGAUGUUUGACAGAACCCCCAUAAGACAGGCUGCGGUCUUUGCCCUGUAGUUGAAGCCCCCCCACCUCAAAACCCAUUGCUUGUAUUCUUGUUCCAUACAGGCUUUGAAAAGCAAAUUUCAUGUGUAAGAAAAACAAUGCAGAAGGACCUUCCGUUGCAUUUUCAUCUUUAACACUGAAAAUAUUUGCCUUCUCUUUUUUGGAUCCAGGGUAGUACAAGAAUAAUUUCUUAGAAAGAAAUAUUACAUUUUUGUUGUUAUUAAAUAUUAGGUCCAAAGAUUAAUUUAUUUAUAUACACAGUACACACAUAUAUAUAUAUAUAAUUUAAUUUUUUUUUUAAUUGAACUUUAAAAUAAGGGACAGGGUUUGUGCUUAGAUUUUGGCCAAAACCACUAUUACAUUUUGUCCAGGAAAAGGUUUAAUUUCUUAUUCUGUCACAAUUGGUUGGAAUUAUUACAAGGAAUAUGAAGUUUUUCAUUUGAUGAACAUGCCUGUGUGAUGUGUUCAUUAUUUUACAAUUUCUGAAAGUUAAUACUUGAAGACUAUAGAUUUACAUGUGCAUUUUAGAGAAGUGCAAUGGCUGUCACUGUUUUUUUUAAUGAGUAGUAGUAACAUGUAAAUAGUUUUUUUUAAAAAAAAAAUGUUUUUCUUCAGUUUUAACCACUGCGAACCAACAAACUGGCAAGGAAGAAGUCGCAGAAUAUUUUUGUAACAUCCGUAAUACAUGAUUUCUAUCCAUUUUGUAUUAAAUGAAAUGGGUUUGUAUUCUUCUACUUUUGCUCUGAAUGCACAGUUCAGUUUCAGUAACUUUAGGGAUCUCAGGUAUAUUUUGUCUGCAGUGUGUUUGUCAAAAACUAUUUGUAAGAAGAAAAUAAAGGCUAUUA
Molecule: messenger RNA, 5761 nt
Organism: Scleropages formosus (Asian bonytongue)
Lineage: Eukaryota; Metazoa; Chordata; Actinopteri; Osteoglossiformes; Osteoglossidae
Product: zinc finger protein Helios-like
Exons: 9
Coding region: 284-2158 (624 amino acids)
Biological process (GO): regulation of transcription by RNA polymerase II
Molecular function (GO): RNA polymerase II cis-regulatory region sequence-specific DNA binding; DNA-binding transcription factor activity
Source: RefSeq, a predicted model, not a curated record